GAAGUUUUCUCUCCCGACCCCCCUCAUUUCUUUUAUACCCCCUGAAUUUCCGUUUUUACCCUUGGGGGGUACUGCGGUUUAUAAAAACCGAAGUCUUUUGACAUCUUGAAACAUUUCGGUAACUGCGAACCGAACGUGGUGUUGACAUCGUUCGGUAUCCACGAACCGAAUGUAGGGUUGCUUCGGUGGAUAUUAACCGAAGGGUUGAUUCGGUUAAUAUUAACCGAAGUUGUCUUACAUAUGAACAAUUUCAGUAAGUUCGUUUUAUUUUGAAAAACAAACCACAAAACUCCUCUCUUCCUUUCUUCUACACAUUUGCGGCCAACUUCAACAUCCAACUUCAAAUCACAUUUCAUCAAGUAAGUUUCUUUCCUUUAUUUGUCAUUCUAUGCAUUCCUCAUGACCAUGACAUUUCAAAUUCAUUUUUUGUUCUUCCGUAUAAAAAUUCCAAAAUUUCAAUAUCUGAUUAUUGAGUUAAAUUGUUGAUUAUGUUGUUUGAAUCGUUGAUUAUUGGUUAGUUGUUAGAUUGGUUACAUACUAGCAUGAAUGAAUGUUGCUAAUUGAGUUAAAUGUGAAUAUGAAGCUAAUUGAGUUAUAGUGUACUCUAAGUGUUUGUCAAAAUGUACGAGUGAAUAUGAAUGCAUGUUUCCAUUUGAAUUAUGUUUCCAUUGUUGCAAGAAUCAUGUGUUCGAUUGAAUUAUAAGUAUUGUAUUGACUGUGAAUUUAUUUAUCUAUGUAUAGAUAUGGAAGAAAAUCUACCUAGGGGUAGGCAUGGAAAGGCAAUCAAUGCACAUGCUUCCGCUCGUAGAGAGCUUGCUGCAAAUCAUCCGUCCAAACGAGGUCGUCGCAAAGGACCAACUCCGGGGCAAGGUACACAUGAUGCCGAGGCGGGUGGGUCGCAUACACGUGGACGGACACGUCUAGGACAAUCAUUGGUGGUGCAAGAUGAAUUUGAUGCCGACCAAUUUUUAAAUGCGUGUUUUGAUUAUGAUGAUCUUGGAUCACCACAAGUCUCACCACAAGUCUCACCGCAACACUCACCGCAAGAUGAACCGCAAGACCCACCGCAACAACCACCUCGACAACAACGGCGCAAACCAGUACGCCGAAAACCACCAAAGUGUUCACGUAAUGAUGAUGAAGUAGGUUUUGGAGGAGGACCGACGGAUUUGUCCUUGUUAACGGAGUACGAUAAGCAUAUGGCUAUUCCGAUAUGGUAUGCAGACCCAAAUGACAAAGAGAUUUUAGCGGUAAAUUUACGUUGCAUCGCCAGCGGAAAAAAAGUUAUUAAUAUACAAAAACCGUCGCGCCGCACGGACAGAUGGUUUUGGGAUGUGGUUGAAGCAUCGGGUUUGGAGCCGCUUACCCGGACUAAUUUUAGCGUGCUUGACUACGGGCUCCUCUGGGCAUUUGUUGAAAGAUGGCAUACGGAGACGAGUUCAUUCCACAUUCCAUUGGGUGAGCUGGCCAUCACAUUGGACGAUGUCCAGUGUCUGUUGCAUAUUCCGAUCGAGGGAAAGUUUCUGAACCAUGGCAAAAUGUCAAGGGAUGAAGCGGCUGACAUGGUUAAUUCAUUUCUAGGAGUUGAUCGGAAUGUUGUUAUGGGUCAUUUUGCCAAAAUGAACGGGCUCCAUCUGAAGCAUUCUGACGUGGAGGAUAUCUAUAGUGUUAACCACGGAUUAGCUGAUAAAGCUGUUGCUGAAGGUAAGUCGGCGCAUGAGAUUAAGCUGUAUAGGGACAGGUCCAUACGGGCUUUCUUGCUAUUUUUGGUCUGUUGUACCAUAUUUAGCAACAAAAGCAGUUACUACGUGGACGUAGUAUACCUGCAGUAUUUUCAGGAUUUGUCGGCUGUCCGUGAAUGGAAUUGGGGUGCUGCUGCUCUGGUUCAUUUGCAACAUUAUCUGGAUGAUGCGUGUUUGGUGACAGUGAAUCAGAUGGCUGGGUACAUGUCUUUGCUUCAGGGCUGGAUAAUUUCUCAUUUUCCGGGACUUAGCGUGUGGGCGCAGGAUCCUAUCUAUUCUGAGGGCAUGCCUCGAAAUGCAAAGUUUGUUCCCGGAGCUGGACAUAGGGAACCAAGUAGCUAUAGAAACAGUUUGGAUAAUAUUCAGACGUAUGACUGCGUAUUCAGUCCAUAUGAUGAUCACCGACACGUCCGCCCUUUGAUAAAUUCAUGCUGGUUUUCUGGAUGGUUGAGAUGUGGUAAUUUGAAAGCAAAGCAUUUGCCUGAACGCGUGCUUAGACAAUUUAAACAUGUCCAAGGCAUUCCUAGAAAACCGGAUUUGUCUGCGACUCCGGGGAUGAGCCUAUGUGAGAUUGAUCGUGUUUUUAUGGAGGAGUUGGAUUUGAGGAUGAUUGCUGAAGAGAUGAGGGGUCAGGCUGUGGUUAGCGCAUGGGACCAUGAACCUGGAUACAUGACAUGGUUUUACAAAGUGUCGCAUCCAGUUAUGCGACCCGUACAAGCUCCGGUGUCACCACCAAGGCCACCUAACUUAGAGGUGUUGAUAGAGGCCGCGGAAGCAAGGAAUGACCCUAACAUGCUUCAGGUAUGCCGUGGUGUUAGGGAUGAGGUGGAGAGGUCACUUCGCGAAGGUGAGGCGGUGGAAGGAACUCCUGUUCAUGGUACUUUGCGGAGGAUUUUGAAUUUGCUUAACCCUGUUUUGACGUGUCGGCGACUUAAGCGGGGUAGAGGGAGACGGUACAACACUCGAGAGUAGGCUUAGCUAAUAUUGUAACUCAGUUGUUGUUUAAUGUAAUUUUAUUAUUUGAAUUUGUCGAAUUUGGAUGUAGUCUGAUUCAAACAAUUUGGUGUAUUUGACUACGUUUAAUUACCCGUUACCUUUUUUAAAUUUCCGUUAACGUGAUGUGUCUAAUACUCAGCUAUGUUAUGAUAGUUUAUGAUGUUACAUAAACGUGCAAGA
This is a messenger RNA of Trifolium pratense (red clover), 2918 nucleotides long. Its product is annotated as protein MAIN-LIKE 1-like. The record is from RefSeq and is a predicted model, not a curated record. The transcript is spliced from 3 exons. Gene Ontology annotation, biological process: meristem maintenance; meristem development. NCBI's taxonomy places the organism in Eukaryota, Viridiplantae, Streptophyta, Magnoliopsida, Fabales, Fabaceae. The coding region runs from base 660 to 2714 and encodes 684 amino acids.